This is a messenger RNA of Paramisgurnus dabryanus, 6883 nucleotides long. It is a transcript of the gene col18a1a, whose product is annotated as collagen type XVIII alpha 1 chain a. Gene Ontology annotation, molecular function: protein binding; extracellular matrix structural constituent conferring tensile strength. Lineage: Eukaryota; Metazoa; Chordata; Actinopteri; Cypriniformes; Cobitidae. Gene Ontology annotation, biological process: extracellular matrix organization. The record is from RefSeq and is a predicted model, not a curated record.
UGGGCUGUUUUUGGCGAGUCUGCGGUGAGCCGAGGAAAGGCUCUGUGUGAGGUUUGGAUUACUGAUGUCAGAUACGAUAUCCUGACUGGAACAUGAUGCCUGGGUUCAGGAUGUGGCUGUGCCUUAUUGUACUGGCGUGCAUGAGGAUUCAGCACUCGCAUGGAUGGUUCUGGUAUGGUUCUGAAGGGAAGGGCACACAGACGCCAGUCAACCUGACUACUAUAAACACCACAUCACCAUCAAGGACAGAAGCACCACCUAGUACGGCAGGUACAAGUGCUUCUGUGACCGAGGUCCCUAAAGUGGCCGAGAUAUUAGGUAUGUAUGUGAGAUAUGGAGAUGGGUUUGAGGGGUCUGCUAGUGGAUUAUUUAAGUCUGAAUCUUUAAGUAGGUCUGAACUUGCUUCUGGAUCCGGAUCUUCUCAGUUUGAAAGCCAGGAGAGCUAUGUUACACCAACUGACUUGUCGGGCAUUUCAGUUGAGAGUGCUAAUGUGCAAAUGGAGAGCAAAGUGGAUCGGAUGGAUGGACAUAACAGCAGCUUUGUAGGGAGCCAAUUUAACCAAAGCAUUGUUUCUUUAAAAAAUAUCAGCAGUAAUUUACUUGGGGAUAAUUCUUCUAAGCAUGAUAGUUAUAACACAACACAGUAUUCCCUUGAAUACUCUGUCUCAGAUAAUGUACUAACCAAUGAAAGUGACCGAUCUGUAAUAACCCCACGCUGCUUGGAAGUUCAUUCCAAAUUGCCAUUUUGCACCAGAACAGGAGCGAAGAGUUUCGCAGUGCCUAAUUUUCUAAAUCAAAGCAGCGUGGAGGAAGUUAAGGUGGUUUUAAGCGAAUGGGCGUUGCUCUUACGGUCACGCUGCCACCAUAGCUUGGAAUGGUUUUUCUGCUUGCUGUUGAUGCCGCGAUGCGGCCCACCUGGACUGCCGGCCCCAAUGCCCUGUCGCAGUUUUUGCGAGGUCUUGCGUGACAGCUGCUGGACGCUGCUGGAUGAGGGCCGCCUCCCCGUGGAGUGCCAUUCUCUGCCUGAAGAGACCCAUGAUGGGUAUCAGUGCUUGUCAGUUAGUAACCAGAAAGAACAGAACGGUAUAUCACUGUUGCAGUUAAUCGGUGAUCCUCCACCAGAUGGCAUCACUGAAGACUAUGGCCCCGAUAACAGCCUUCGCUACAUGUUCGGGCCGAGCUCCAACGUGGGCCAAUCAGCUGCGGCCCACCUCCCCAACCCGUUCUACCGCGACUUCUCGCUGAUCUUCAACAUAAAACCUACAUCCCCAAAGCCUGGGGUCAUCUUCUCCAUCACCGACCCCUCCCAGGACUUCAUGUAUGUCGGUGUAAAGUUAUCAGAGGUUCAGAACGACAAGCAGGACAUCAUCUUUUACUACACCGAGCCGGACUCGGAAAGCUCAUACGAGGCGGCCAGGUUCCCCGUGCCAUCCAUGCUGAACACCUGGACGAGGUUUUCCAUCAGCAUUCUCAAUGAAAAGGCAUCGCUGUACUUCAAGUGUGACUCGGACCCACAAGUGGUCAACUUCGAGCGGUCCCCAGACGACAUGGACCUGGAUGCUGGGGCCGGAGUGUUUGUUGGUCAUGCCAGUAGAGCAGAUCCUGAUAAGUUUCUGGGUGUAAUCGGGGAUCUCAGGGUGUUGAAAGACCCCGGGGCGGCUCAGCGUCACUGCGAGGAAGAUGAGGAUGACUAUGAUGUGGCAUCAGGUGAUGGACCAAGUGGCUAUGGGGAGACCGAAACAACAUCAGUCCAGGUUACACCGCCAUCCUCUCGACCAAUCCAGCAGCCACCGGUGACCUCUGUAAUACAGCAGACAGGCUCUGUUGAAUUAUCUCGCCGAAUUUCUGGUUCACAUGGUGAUUCUCGAAAAACGUCUGGAUCAUAUGGUGAUUCUCGACAAACUGGUUUACACGGUGGUUCUCGAAAAACAUCUGGUUCAUACGGUGAUUCUCGGCAAGCUGGUUCACAUGGUGAUUCUCGUCAAACAUCUGGUUCAUACGGUGAUUCUCGACAAACUGUUUCACACAGUGGUUCUCGAAAAAAGUCUGGUUCAUACGGUGAUUCUCGACAAACUGUUUCACAUGGUGGAUCUCGACAAACUGGCUCAGACAGUGAUUCUCGACAAACAUCUGGUUCAUACACUGAUUCCCGACAAACUGGCUCACACAGUGAUUCUCGACAAACAUCUGGUGAUUCUGGAAAAACCCACACCUUAGUUGAUAUUAGCAAGCAAAUUUUAGUGUCACAUGAUGUUUCUAGACAAGCUUCAAGCACAGUUGACCACUCUCUGAGAGCUUCAGGCUCAGCUGAUGAUGGCCUGCGGUAUUCUGUGGAGUCCAGAAUCGGUCCUGCAGGUACAGCAGGAUCUGUUGGUGCAAAAGGAGAUAAAGGUGACAGAGGAGAGAAGGGGGCCAAAGGUGACCGGGGCCUUGUGGGACCAAAGGGUGAUUCGGGAUCUGCCUCUGUGUCUGGUGGAGGAUCAAAAGGAGAGAAGGGCGAAUUAGGAGAAAAAGGAAUGAAGGGCAACCCUGGUUUUGGUUAUCCUGGAUCAAAGGGAGACCGUGGCCCCCCUGGACCCCAAGGGCCACCUGGUCCACCAGGGCCCAGUGCAGAGUUAGAGGUGAGAGGUGAUGGAUCAGUAGUGGAGAGGGUGACGGGACCAAGAGGACCACCUGGGCCACCAGGACCCCCGGGACCUACUGGAACUGAUGGGGAACCAGGUGACCCUGGUGAAGAUGGGAAGACGGGCCCUGCUGGACCUACUGGUUUUCCAGGAACUCCGGGGAAUACAGGACCUAAAGGAGAGAAAGGUGACCGAGGUGAUGGUAAUCCAGGACCCCGUGGGCCUCCAGGGCCUCCUGGCCCUCCAGGACCCCCAACUCGCUCUGACAGACCCACAUUUGUGGACAUGGAGGGUUCUGGUUUUGAUGCGGAGGUUAUGCGGGGACCGCCAGGUUUGCAAGGUCCUCCUGGUCCUCCCGGCAUCCCCGGACCCCCUGGCCCCGAAUCUGCAGCGUCUGGUGGUUUCGGGCCUCCUGGUCCACCCGGUCAAAAUGGUGCUCCAGGUCAACCGGGACUUCCAGGUACUCCAGGUGCGGAUGGAAAAUCAGGUUUACCUGGACCAAAAGGAGAAAGGGGUGACGCCGGUGAUCUGGGCUUACCUGGACCUCUGGGAGAGAAGGGUGCCCCAGGUGUUCCUGGUACCCCUGGUCUUCCAGGAGAGGGUGGACUUGCUGGGCUUCCAGGACCAAUGGGACCCGUUGGACCACCGGGACCACCUGGUCCCCCUGGCCCAAGUUAUCGUGUUGGUUUUGAUGACAUGGAAGGCUCUGCUUUUGAAUUUGGUUCAAUUUCUGGCGUAAGAGGACCUACAGGAGUGCGGGGACCUCCUGGUGUGCCAGGACUACCAGGUAAGCCUGGUCUUCCAGGACUUCCUGGUGAGAAAGGCAGCGAAGGACCUCAGGGAAUUGAUGGACGGCCUGGGUUGGAUGGCUUUCCUGGACCACAGGGACCACAGGGGCCCAAAGGAGACCAAGGCCACAGAGGUGAACCUGGUCGAGAUGGGAAUGGUCUUCCUGGUCCACCUGGUCCUCCAGGACCACCUGGCCAGAUUGUUUAUCGGAAUAGUGAACAUUAUGAUGCAACUGAAGAAACAGGGCCUCAGGGAGGGUCUGGUCGUCCAGGUCAAGCAGGUUUCCCUGGCCCAAUGGGACCGAAAGGUGACAGAGGUGAACCUGGAGCACCAGGUUAUGGCAUUAAGGGAGAGAAAGGAGAACCUGGAUAUGUUCUCGGACCUGAUGGAAACCCACUUUACCCUGGUGGAUUGGGAGGCAUUGGCGAGAGAGGAAUUCCUGGACCGGUUGGACCUCCUGGACCAUCUGGACCUCCAGGUCCGAAGGGUGAAUUUGGAAUGCCAGGCAGACCCGGCCGUCCAGGUGUGAAUGGUUAUAAAGGUGAAAAAGGAGAUCCAGGUUCAGGUUCUGGAUAUGGCUAUCCGGGUCAACCUGGUCCUCCAGGUCCUCCCGGUCCCCCUGGACCUGCUGCGCCUUUGGAUAGAUUCGGAUAUGAAGAUUUUGUGAGACAGUAUUCAGCUACGAAAGGAGAGAAAGGAGAACAGGGACAUCCUGGCGUACCUGGGACCCCAGGUUUUGCACCUGAUAUUGACAUCUAUACUCUUAAGAAUGAGAUGAAAGGAGAACGUGGUGAGCCUGGUCCAAGAGGAGAGAAAGGAGAACCAGGCGGUGGAUUUUAUGACCCUCGGUUUGGAGCUAUAGCAGGGCCACCAGGAAUCCCUGGACUUCCUGGACCUAAAGGAGACUCUAUCACAGGCCCACCUGGACCUCAGGGCCCACCUGGACCACCUGGGGUUGGUUAUGAUGGGCGUCAAGGAAACCCAGGACCUCCAGGACCCCCUGGUCCUCCAGGGUCGCCAUCAUUGCCAGGGCCCUACAGACCAUCACUCAGUAUUCCCGGACCCCCAGGUCCGCCCGGCCCUCCUGGAAUCCCCGGACAUGGAACUGGGGUGACUGUGCUCAGGUCUUAUGACAUAAUGCUCGCGACAGCACGCAGACAAACAGAAGGAGCCCUCAUAUAUAUUAUGGACAGAAGUGACCUUUACCUCAGAGUUCAAAAUGGAGUCAGACAAGUGAUGCUUGGAGAUUAUAAACCCUUCUAUGUAGAUCUGGAUAAUGAGGUGGCAGCAGUCGAGCCACCCCCCGUUGUCCCGUACUCCCAGGACCACACAGCGAACAACGGAGCAGAGCAGAUUUCUCCACCACACCAGCCUGUUGAUUUGCCGAGGGAAAACCCGAGUCCACCUGAAACCUUCUACCCAGAACCACAAUAUCCCCCUCUGCCCGACUCUAGAUACCCACCCAACACCGACAGCAGGUACGAUUCCGGCCAAUCACCUAUCAGGUACCCUGAAAGAUACCCAGUGACUCCUCGCCGUCCCAUCCCCCCCGUCAAUCAACCGGAAGGCCACACGCACACAUCUGGACCUGGGUUGCAUCUUAUUGCCCUAAACUCUCCACAAGUGGGCAACAUGAGAGGCAUUCGUGGGGCGGAUUUCAUGUGCUUCCAGCAGGCUCGGGCCGUGGGGCUGAAAGGAACAUUCAGAGCAUUCCUUUCCUCCAAACUCCAAGAUCUCUACAGCAUCGUCCGCAGAUCCGACCGAGACACGCUACCAAUUGUUAAUCUUAAGGAUCAAGUGCUGUUCAGAAGCUGGGAGUCUCUCUUCAGUGAUUCAGAGAGCAGAAUGAAGGACGGUGCUUCCAUUUACUCAUUUGAUGGUAGAGAUGUCCUGAGGGACAGUGCCUGGCCAGAGAAGAUGAUCUGGCACGGGUCUAAUGGCAAGGGUCACCGGCAGACGGAUAACUACUGCGAGACAUGGAGGACUGGAGACCGAGCGGUGACAGGCUUGUCCUCAUCUCUGCAGACGGGUCAACUCCUUCAUCAGACACCCAGCAGCUGUUCCAGUUCCUACAUCGUCCUCUGCAUCGAGAACAGCUACAUGUCGCAGUUCAAGAAAUAAAGCCGUCCAAAUGUGUUUUUGCGCUCCACACAUCUGCUUAUACAGGCUCUGAUCUGCCCCAAACAGAUGCUUGUAUCUACAAACGGAAAAGAAUAUAACAAAAUACAUGUUUUAAAGAACUGGGUCUGCCUUAAGAAGAAUUUGCCAGUCAUGUCAGUUCUCCCUCACCAUCAUGCCAAAGAGGCAGAUUGAACGUGGAGGUUUUUGCUCUUUCUCAGGGCAGUGGCACAUAAUUUCAGGGGGUUAAACCAGAGAAGUGAGGCCAAGUGAGGCAGUGUAUCCAUAUCAAAUUUUGUAUAUGAAUUGUUAGUUGUCUGUGUUGUUCCAAUUUUAUUAUGUCUUAAUUGGUAUAGUUAACCAAUUUUAGCUACUUUUGUAACUUUUUCAUUUAUUUGUCCAAACCAUUUCCAUUUUGUCCAAGGUUUGCUGGAUAACAGGAAGGCAAACAUUGAUAGUUUUAGAAUUUAAAAAGAGAAAAUAUUUAUUUUGCAAUGAAGAGAGCUAAAAUAUGAUUUGGAACAGAAACAAAAAUUGAAUUUGUGUUUUUUUUGUUUUUCAUUUUAGUAAGCACUUCUUACAGAAUCUGUCACAGAUUAAAGUGCAAGACUAAAAUAGUUUAAAAAGAGUCACUCAUGUGAAAUGAGUGAUGUGCCUUGAAUAUUGCAAUACUUAUCCCUCAAAUGACUUUUGUACAAAACAAAAUUAUUUUAAUUCUGUCUCAUUUAUAGGAUCACUUUUGUGUUUUUCUAUUGUGAUUAAUGUGAAAUUUCAUAUGACAUUUUUCGUAAUGUCAAUGUUUUACUCCCCUGGUUGAUUCCAGAAUUUUUGAUAAAAGUUGACAUAAGAGGGGAGAGCUUGAGACUUUUAAGACUUUGCACUGUUACUCCAUAACAGUUACAUAUUCCAUAAUUCAUUGCAAGGCAUAAAAAGCUUUUGUUACGUAUGGUGCUUUUCACUUUUGAUAAAACAGCUGCUGACAGUGUUUGGAAAGAUGUAUAGAUGUGUUUUAUAAAGACACUUUAUCUUCAAUUUGUAUGGCAUUUCAGACACCUGAUUCACUAGAGUGCUAUUGAUGUGUUCAGUGCAACCAUGUGGACUUUAACCAGUAUGUGCUGUACAGAGUUUCAGAGGCACUGAAUAAAUCAUUGGUUUUAUAUGCCAUAAUUUCUUUGGCACUGCUUUUUGAGCUUUCCAUGGCAAGUCUACACAUAUCUUAGAUAUUUUGUCUGUUCAUGCACAAUAUUAACAUUUUGGAUGUCAUUCACAAUCCAUCUCAUAUCAUGAAUGUGUUUACUGUUAACACUGUUAUUGUCUGAAAACUGAAAAUAAAGAUAAUUUUCUUCCUCUAA